AUGGACCAAGUCUACCUCCCCCAGUCCCUGCGAACCGCAGUCGCGGUCUCGUUUGGAGUCGGCCUGCUCUACUGGGUAUAUCGGCUGCUUUUGCAAAAGACAAAGAGUCUAAAGGCGUUGGACUUGCCGGUCCUGCAAAGUGUUGGUGAUCAAGACAUUGUGAAAACGCUGGAGGACGGCCAUGCCAAGUAUCCAGAUACUCCGUUCGCACUGGGAGUCCCAGGACAGCAAGUAGUUGUUCUUCCCGUCUCUGAAAUCGACACCGUCAAGGCACUGCCCGAGAACCAGCUGUCCAUCAAGAAGCACCAUUACAACCAGUUCCUCGGCGAAUACUCGUACAUGGGCACCAAGGCCGAUGAAUUCGACGACGCGAUGAGAUACCUCCUGGUCCGCAACACUCCGGCCGUGUUGGCCUCGUUUACAGCCGAGAUCGACUACGCCAUGUCGACCGUGCUCCAGGUCCCGCCAAACACCUGGACCCGAGUGAAGCCCCGGUCGAUCAUGCCCAAGGUCGCCACGAUCCUGUCCGGCCGCGCCUUUGUAGGCUUGCCCCUCAGCCGAGAACCAGACUGGAUUGAGUCCAACGUCAACUACACCCAGGACGUCUCGCGCGCGUGGAUGGUCCUGCGCUUCUACCCGCACUGGAUCCGACCACUGGUUGCCCCGUUCCUGCGCGAGGUCAAAACCCUAGAGCAGAACAAGGCGCUCAUCGGGCGCAAAAUUGCAAAGCUUCUUGCCGAUCAAGAAGCGCAGAAGCUGUCGCCCGCAAAAGAGAAGGUUCCCGGCGGCGAUAUGAUCGACUGGUUCAAGUCGCGGUACCAGACACAGGGCAAAACGGCUACGGCCCAGCAGCUCACGCGCGAUCAACUGCUGGCCACCUUUGCCUCGAUCUACAACCUAUCCAACGCGCUGACAUAUGUUAUUUUCGAUCUCGCUGCGUACCCCGCCGUCGUGGACGAGCUACGCGAGGAACUCGACCAGGUCCUCGGCCCCAACGUCGGCGCCGAGAGCAUCGACAAGACCGCCCUCCCGCGCUUGAUCAAGCUGGACAGCUUCGUGCGUGAAUCGCAGCGUCUGAGUCCAACCUCCUUGGUCAACAUCCCCCGGGUCGUCACCGAUCCAAACGGCCUCCGGCUGAAGACCGGCCAUGUGAUCCCCCCGGGAUACCUAGUGAUGGUGCGCGCGCAGCCCAUCAACCAGAAUUCCACUUUGUAUCCGAAUCCGGAGCGGUUCGACGCCUUUCGGUUUGCUCGUCUACGCCAGCAGGGAGGAGCCAAUGAGAACCGCUGGCAGCAUACCUCCACGGGGGCCGACAAUAUCAAUUUUGGCCAUGGCAUCUGGGCUUGUCCGGGGCGGUUCUUUGCCAGUGCAGAGAUUAAGGUGGUUGUGGCGUAUGUGAUUCGUCACUAUGAUCUACGGCUGGUCGAGGGACGGCCUCAUCCGAAGCCAAAGUAUGGAGGAUUGGCUAUUUUCCCGGAUGCUGAGGCGGAGGUCGAGUUUAGGCCGAGAGUAUAG
Molecule: messenger RNA, 1515 nt
Organism: Aspergillus fischeri NRRL 181
Lineage: Eukaryota; Fungi; Ascomycota; Eurotiomycetes; Eurotiales; Aspergillaceae
Gene: gliF
Product: cytochrome P450 monooxygenase gliF
Exons: 2
Coding region: 1-1515 (504 amino acids)
Molecular function (GO): heme binding; iron ion binding; monooxygenase activity
Source: RefSeq, a predicted model, not a curated record